GCUGGACGAGUCCAGUUCUGAGUGCUCGAGAACAGACCCUACAGAACCCGUACACCUUGGACCCAUCCCAGAAGAGCAGUAUGUAGGCGAAGGAACCGAGGAACCAGUGCCUCUAGCGCCACACGCCCUCUACAGGGACGCAGAAACAAUCACAGAUGUUUGUAACAGCACAGAGCUCCCUGAGGUGGAGAUUAUCAGUCUGUUGGAGGAGCAGUUGCCGGUCUACAGGCUGAGGGCAGACUGUGUGUACGGCUAUGAGCACGACGACUGGAUCCAUACACCUCUCAUCUCGCCUGACACACGCAUAGACCUCACCUCAGAGCAGAUUGAGGAGACGCUCAACUACUUUUUACUAUGUGCUGAGCGAGUGGGCCAGAUGACUAAGACCUACAAUGACAUCGACGCUGUCACAAGACUUCUGGAGGAGAAAGAGCGGGAUCUGGAGCUCGCUGCCCGCAUCGGUCAGUCCCUCCUGAAGAAGAACCGUGUUCUGUCAGAGCAGAAUGAAUACCUGGAGGAACAAGUGGGCAGCAUCAGGGAGGAGGUGGCUCAGCUACACCAUGAGUUGAAUCUAAAAGAUGAGCUCCUGCAGUUCUACACUAAUGCAGCAGAGGAGAGCGAAGAGGGGUCUGGAUCGCCCACGAGUCAACAGGGAAGGGCAGGAGUUUCUGCCCGUAGUGGUUCCUCUCUGGACAUUCUGCAGCAAAAACUACGAGACCUGGAGGAGGAAAAUCUCUCUCUCAGAUCGGAGGCGAGUCAGCUGAAGUCUGAGACAGAGUCAUAUGAGGAGAAGGAACAGCAGCUGGUGAAUGACUGCGUCAGAGAGCUAAGGCAGUCCAGCAUCCAGAUCUCCAGUAUAGCAGAAGAACUGGCCAAAAAAACUGAAGAUGCCUCUCGCCAACAGGAGGAAAUCACACACCUUCUCUCUCAGAUAGUGGACCUGCAGAAAAAAGCCAAAACAUUUGCUGUCGAGAACGAAGAACUUUCUCAGCACCUUUCGGCAGCUAAAGAUGCUCAAAGACAGCUUACAGCCGAGCUGCAGGAGCUGGAGGAGAAAUACUCAGAGUGCAUUGAAAUGCUCCAUGAGGCUCAAGAGGAGCUCAAGAACCUACGGAACCGCAGUGUGUCCGCAGGAACUCCUCGACGCUAUCACGCUCUGGGACUUUUUCCCAUGGACUCCCUGGCUGCUGAAAUUGAGGGAACCAUGAGGAAGGAAUUGAGUCUGGAGAAUCCUGACAAUGAAGAACAGAGGGUUCGUCAUAAGCGUGUGUUUGAGACCGUGAAGAACAUCAACCAGUCUGUCAGACAGCGAUCUGCUAAUUCUGCUACCAACAUCCCUGGGUCCAAUCAGACGCUCUCCUCCCUUAGCUCCGCCUUCUCUGACAGCAAUAGCAACAAUGCAGCGCCUGAUAACCGUACACAGAGCAUGCUCCAGGAGACCGGCUCCUCAGAUGCUGCUACGGACAGCCCUGAGAAGCGAUCUGGCUCUGAGGAGCUCAAACUGGCUCUGAGGCGACUGUCUCUGCGACGGCAGAACUGCCUGAGCGAGCGUCUCUUCUUCGAGGGGGAGCGGGAGAGGCGUAAUCGAGAGCCAGCGGACAGUGGAGAUUAUUCAAACAGGCUGGUGCACAGCGAGAGCAUUAUGUCCCUGGGUGCUUGGGCCAGCCGGCCCUAUCUUCCCGACAAGCUCCAGAUUGUCAAACCUCUGGAAGGCUCGGCUACCCUUCAGCACUGGCAGCAGUUGGCUCAGCCUAAUCUGGGCGGUAUCCUGGAUGCUCGACCUGGUGUAGUCCCGAAAGGCUUCCGUCCCUUGGAGCUGGACCUGGAGGAAGUAUAUCACUAUGCUGACUAUGAGGAAGAUGAGCCUGGAGAGCAGUACUUCCAGAAUCUUCCCACCACAACCACAUCUAAUUCCAGUGUCCCACCUGCCCAUAGCCUCGCCCCCUCAGCCUCCCCGUCACCAUGUCUCAGCACAGGUCACGCUUCCAUAGAAUUCUCAAUGUAUUUCCCGGGCAAAUGCAUGGCUCACACGAGUUCAACCUACACCUUCACAACCUGCAAAAUCCUCCAUCCGUCUGAUGAGCUCACGAGGGUGACACCCAGUUUAAACCCCGUCCCCACCUCAUCCUGCGUGAUGUCAAGCAGUCUGCGCUCGACACCUGCCGCCACGCCGUGUACUCCUCGGCGAAUGAGUCUGUCCCAGUCUCAGUCCUUCACCAACCUGCGGGACUCCACCAAAACCUUCAGCACAUCUUUGGGCCUGGUUCGCCUUCUGCAGGAGAGGGGCAUCUCUGCUGCCGUGUACCAGCCUCAGAGCUGGGACAGAGGAAGCGGAGGAGUCCUCCUCUCCACCUCAGUUCUUCCUCCUCCACCUCCUGACCUGAACCGACCCACCACUCCGCCAAAUUCCCCUACCCGUUGCACUCCCAGCCCAGGUUCAGCGGUUUCUGAUACAGACACCUCCACACCUUUCUCUUUUAAGAGCCCGUCCUAUGAAAACUUCUUGGCUUCCAAGCCAGCAAGGUCUAUUUUGAAAGAGGUGGCAGGGGUGUCUGGGGCUCAGGCUAAAGACUGUGAGAGCCAAACCGAUGUCAGUAUGUAUAGUCUCAACUUGGUUGAUAAGCUGAAAAGGUUGGGGUUGGCAAGCCCUGGGGCUUCAGGGGCAACAGGGGGAGGGAUUCCAAGGCCAAGCCCACUUAUAGGUCCUCUGGGUGGGCUUCGGAGGGCAGGGUCCCCCUUUAGUCCACUAAACGAAGGUAUGAGGAGGAAUCGAAGCUAUCCUGCUAUGGUUGGGGCCAGUAUGGCAAUGAAGGGGCCCGGCCCUCAAGGGGAUGAAAUGCUACUGGCUCCUAAACUACCCAAGCAAACAAGUCUUAAAUAAUGAGUUAUGCAUAAUAAUGAAACGCACAAUCAGUGGAUUGUACCUCACUAACUUACUGAUAAGUUACUCAUAACUUGUAAUAUACACUAAAAAACACUGUCACCUAAAGUGGUAAUUCACCCCAAAAAAAGGAAAGAAAAUUCUGACAUUUACUCACCCUUGUAUCAUUCCAAAUCUGACUUCACAGAAGACAAAAUUAUUGGACCUCAUUGACUUUCAUUGUAUGGCCAAAGUAUUAUUUUCAAAAUAUCUUUUCAGUAGAAAGUAAAUCAUACUGAAAAAUUUCAGUAUACUGAAAAAAUCAUACUGACAUCAUUUACAUGUUGUUUCAAAUCUGUAUUUCUUUUUUCUUCUGAGCACAAAAGAAGAUAUUUUGAAAAAUGUUGGAAGCUAAAUAUGGACAAAAAAAUACAGUGGAAAUCACUGUAUCACUGGGAACCAAAACUGUUUGGUUAUAUACAUUCUAAACAUUCAAUGUCUUCUUUUGUGUUCAGCAGAGGAAACAUGCAUAAAAUACAAAAAAUAAAAAGGACAAAAAAAAAAAUACAGCGGAAAUCAAUGGGAACCAAAACUGUUUGGUAAUAAACACUCUUGAAAAUAUCUUCUUUUGUGUUCAGGAGAAGAAACAAAUGUAUACAGGUUUGGAACAACAUGAGAGUGAGUAAAUGUUUUUAUCUUAAUAAUAACACAUAUGCAGAUGGUAGUUUAAAGUGUUAUUUUAAUUCAUGCUGAUCUCCUGAUUUGCCCUGUACAAUCUAAUGUGACAUAUAUCCUGUACAGAUGGUGCUGAUUGUAUGUAACCUUUGACCUCACUUUGACUUCCCAGUGCACAUGCAGGAAGGAAUAAAUCAACAAAAACCAAAUGAACUAGAAAAUCUGCAGUCACAUGUAUGGUUUGAUCACUAUGAAUUAGAACUAAGUUCAGAUAUCACACUUGACGUGUAUUUUUCGAGCUGAGGGCAUUUCCAGGGUAUAUGAAAAUGUAUCGAUCCGGGAUCAAUGCUGUUCGUUUCCUGCUUUCGGCAACUAUAAAAUGUAUUUUCCCCAGUUGCCUGCUGGUUUUGAAGGAUGGAAUUUAAGUUGAUGUAUUGAUGCUUGCAGAUAGGAUGUGCGGAACAAGGUUUAAUCACCCACCUCAACCAACUCUCUUUUCCUCCAUUACUCUGUGUAUCUUUAUCUUUAUCUGUCUGUCUGUCUAUACCUUUUUUUAGAAGACAAAUCUUUAAUAAUGAAGUGACUAUUGUAGCUUUUCAUUUGAUGAGUGGGUGAAUGAAUUGAGGGUUAUUGGCUACAUUGAUAGACUGAUUUAAGAAAGUGCUGCUGUCUUGCUGUUUUUCUAUGUAAAAAAGCGAGUGCCUGUAUUUGUCAUCUAUCAUGUCAGAGUUUUUACUGAACAGUUGGAAAAGGUUGGAGAGCACUAAUGAGCACUGAGCACUUGUGUUUAUAGCGAUUUUAUUCUCUUUAUUUAUUAAUUUACCUUGUUUUGUUGUUUCAUGUUAUUUGAAAUGUGCACUUUGACGUUCUAAUGUGCUGUUUAACACCACCUGUUUCAUAACGUUUUUUAGAUUUAGUUGCUCUCAGGUAAUGGUCGUACAAGGGACAGGCUUUUAGAUUAGUGACUACGCAAUAAUGUUCGUUUUUUCAAAUAAAAAUAAAUGCAGAGAAAUAAAAUGUAUGCUUCUUGUCUGUCGAUGCCCUUAACUGUCACCAGAGGGCAGUGUGCCCUCACUCAUUUGUUUUCAUUCCUUAUUUGCACAACCCGCCGAAUUACAAGUAAAAAUUUUGACUUUCUUGA
Onychostoma macrolepis is the source of this 4676-nucleotide messenger RNA. RefSeq names its product trafficking protein, kinesin binding 1b (gene trak1b). The record is from RefSeq and is a predicted model, not a curated record. Lineage: Eukaryota; Metazoa; Chordata; Actinopteri; Cypriniformes; Cyprinidae. Gene Ontology annotation, biological process: neurogenesis; endosome to lysosome transport; anterograde axonal transport of mitochondrion. The coding region runs from base 377 to 2881 and encodes 834 amino acids. Gene Ontology annotation, molecular function: GABA receptor binding. Gene Ontology annotation, cellular component: dendrite. The transcript has 16 exons.